Messenger RNA from Chironomus riparius, 4662 nucleotides. The record is from the annotation of a GenBank genome assembly. Lineage: Eukaryota; Metazoa; Arthropoda; Insecta; Diptera; Chironomidae.
GAAAGACAACGGACUUGACAAAAAUAAAAAUUUUAAAAAUAAUAAGAAGAAUAAUUAGAAAUUCUAUAAAUAUAAAUAAAAGUUAAGUCCUGGAAACUGGAAAGACUCAUCAGUCUCUCAUAUUCAGAAUCAAUUUGAUAAGAAGUGAAAACCGAAUCAGAUCAAGUGGAAUAGAAUGAAGAACUCUAAAUAUGAAUUUUAGACAAAUAAGUGCUUAGACGUUAAGUGUUAAAUUGAUUAAAGAAAUAUAAGUGCUUCAAAUUCUAUUAAAAAAUAUUAAUUCUUAAUAAAUAUCGUCAUUAUUUCUCGCCUUUAACUCUUAAUCAGAUAAGGAAUCCUUAAAUUAAUAUUAAAAUUUAAAUCGUGUAUGAGAAAUUUUUAAAAACCCAGCAAUAAAGAUGCAGCAACCACCGAGAAAGGGAAACUACACCAAGUUUCUGAAAAACCUACACACCGAACAGCUCGCAAAGUUACAAUUAAAAAACCAACAUGAAUGUGAUUUACUAGAAGAUAUAAGAACAUUCGUUAUAAAGCGAUCGGCAAUCGAAAAACAAUACAGCGAAGCUCUUUUAAAAGUUGCAUCGUCUUAUUUAAAUAAGAAAUCACCAAGUAUACCCGAAAUAAAAAUGGACGGUGCUGAUGAAAAAUGGAACAUGUGGAAUGUUUGGACAACUGUACUAGAGGAGAAUGAAAAAUUGGCAAGAGCACGUUUAGCUGCGGUUGAAGUUUUGCACCAAGACAUUGCAGAUGAAACCAAAAUACUGAGAGCACACAAGUUAGGAAUAAGUAAGCGUAGCGUCGAAGGUUUGGGUAAUAUUCAAAGAGAUUUGCAGCAAACAGUACAAGAUGUUGACAAGACGAAAAAAUCGUAUUUCGAUGAGGAGCAUUGUGCACAUGACGUUCGUGAUAAGGCUCGCGAUAUCGAAGAGAAAUUGAAGAAGAAAAAAGGAAGCUUUUUCCAAUCGAUUACAUCACUACAAAAGAAUAGCGCACGAGUCACGUCGAGAAAGGAACAACUUGAGGAAAAAUCUACUGGAGCUCGUAAUGACUACAUUCUUAGUCUUGCAUCCGCAAAUUCCCAUCAAAAUCGUUAUUUUACAACGGAUUUACAAACGACAAUGCAGAUAAUGGAAUUUAAUGUUUAUGAUCGUAUUGCAGACUUUUUAGCACUCAUCGGACGUACUGAAUUGUUGACAUGCUCUGCAACACAAAACUCGUUUGGAAAGAUUUGCAAUCAGGCAAAUCAAUUGACACGUGAAUAUAAUUUACAAUGUGUUUAUUUAUACUAUCCAGUGCUCAAGCAACACAUUCAAUAUGAAUUCGAACCAUGCGACAAUGAUCCAGUUCGUAAAAUUACUGCUGAACAUGAUACUGUCCUUCAGACACUUAAUCAUGAGGGUAAACGAUGGGCAGCUCGUGUUGCGCGUGAAAAUCAUUCUAUUAGAGAAAACAGUAGACGUUUAGCUGCUUGUCAAGCACUUAGAGAUAAUGGUCAUCGUACUGAUCCGAAUGAUCAAAAUGGACCGGAUCUUGACACAAAAAUGGAGGAAUUGAGAGAACAGAUAAGGAAAUCAUCAGUGGCGAAAUUAAAAGCAGAAGCAAAACUUGAAUGCUUGAAACAGGGAGGAAUAAGUAUUGAAGAGUGGCUGCAAGAAGCUGAAACAUUGAGUAUUCAAGAAAUUCCAAGAUCAUCAAGUGAUGCGUCACUUAAAACUGAUGCAUCUCGCGAUGGUGAUCAUCCAAGUUCGGACUCUUUCUAUGAUAGCGAUAAUGCUGAAGUGGAUACAAAACAUCAAAAGCAAGCUCUUCAGGCUUCCACAAGUAAUAAGUCAGUUGAUGAGAAGCGUGAUACAUAUCAUGAAUCAUUCAAUGAGUCCAGUGAAUUUGAGGACGAUGAAGAUGAUAAACCAUUUAAGCAGAUGCCACAACAACAGCAACAACAAUCUGUUGAGCAAUUUGCAGCUUGGGAAGAUCCAACAUCAGUUGAUUGGGGCACUGAAAAGGAAGAACCGCCAGCAGUAGUAGAAACAAUACCGUCAUCGACAAGUUCAACGAAUAAUACUGUUCAAACUUACAAAUGUACAGCUCUAUAUUCAUAUACUGCCCAAAAUCCAGAUGAGUUAACUAUCGUUGAAAAUGAACAGUUAGAAGUGGUUGGAGAAGGCGAUGGUGAUGGAUGGUUACGUGCUCGAAAUUAUCGAGGCGAGGAAGGUUUUGUUCCUCAUAAUUACUUGGAUGUUGAACGUGAUGUUCCAACAAAUGAGCAGCAAACGCAGAUGGCUGCACAGAUCUCAUUCUCAUCCGUUGACUAUACUGUCGAUAACGAGGACCAAGAAGUUCUUCCAGAUUCAGUUCAAUCACCUGAUCAAGUUUCUGUUAUAUCAGCGCCUGUAAAGAAAAAAUCCGAUCAAUUAUACUGCAUUGCAUUAUAUGAUUAUGACGCUACUGCUGAAGAUGAAUUGACAUUUGAAGAAGGACAAAUAAUUAAACUUAUAACAAAAGAACCUCACGGAGUUGAUGAUGGAUGGUGGGAGGGAGCUUUGGAUGGAAAGAUUGGAAACUUUCCAAGUUUGGUCGUUGACGAGUGUGACGAGAAUGGUGAGCCUUUAACAGAGCCUGAAGAGGAGGAAGAAGAUGACGAGGAUUAUGUUGCAGCACCUGCUGGAUUUGGCUUACCACCCACUGUCCCUCCACAUUUACUUUCCCAAGAGGAUCUCAAGUUGGCUCUCGAACAGUCACAAGCGCAGACACAUUCAAGUGAUAGGAAAAUGGACCUUGACUUAUCUCAACCGCCUAAAUUUGCGCCUCCAUCAGUUAAUAUAAUUUGUGAGAAUAAAGAGGAAAAUGGAGGCGAUGAGGAUGCAAAUGAAAGCCAAGGUAAAUCGCAAAAAGAAACAGUACCUAAUUUAAAUAUAGCCCAAAUCGUAGUAACCUGUGCCACCCCGAUGAUUGAAGAGGAGAAAAAGUUCCCUGAAGUGAGCAGUUCUGAGCCUACUGAACCACCUCCAACCAACAGCGAAGCUGUCAAGAAGGAGAAGAUAAGCGAGAAGGAAAAACAACCAGAAGUAAAAGAGCAAUGUGACGAUGGUUUUGGAGAUGAUCGAUUCGGAUCAAAUUUUGAAGCUAAUUUCGAAGCUAAUUUUGAGGAUGCAUUUGCAUCGCAGACAGUUGAGGAAAUCAAUGCGUCUGAGAAAAAUAAGAAAGAAUCACCAGAAGGAGUUCCAAAACAAGUUGUAGGCGGACGAGCAUCAAUUCCAGAAGAACUAGACUCACAGCAAUUAGAAAGAUUACAAAAUUUAAAGGAGUCUAACGCAUAAUAAUAAUUAAGCUAGUAGUUAUAUGAUUAUUACAUAAAGAAUUACAAAAACAAGCUUCAUCAACGUUAUUCAUAAAUAAUGAGUGCAUAUGUCAUGCUUUCAAUCGACCCAAAAGGAACAUAAGCUGCUAAUUAAAAAAUUAUAAACCUAACCAUUGUCUCUUAUAACGAGGUAGUAAAUAUUUAUAAAAUAUCAUUAUCACACACUCAACAAAAGAAUUGAGUUACUUAAAAAUUUCAUUUUUUUUUCUUGACAAAAAAAGUUGAAUCUUCUGAAAUGACCCCCCCCCCAAAAAAAAAACAAACGAAAAUGAUCUAAUCCUACCAAGAGGGAAUCUAUUAAAUAAAUACUUAAUAUAGUUAUAAUGAAGAAAUAUUACUUAUUAUGGAAACAAAAAACAAUUGGGAAUUUUAAACUAUAAUUAAAUGCUGAUAACUUUAUUGAAUAGGUCAAAUGACUACGAUCCUCUCUCUUUUGUUCUACCGAGCAGCACAUUACUUGAGAGCUGAACUUAUUGUCUUCGGUUCAGCUUGUUGUCAUCGUUCUUGGCUCAAAUAUAUCUUUCUAAGUUUAUAACCAACUUUGAUGAUCAUACUUAGCAAUUAGAAUCUAUUAAAUCUACUUUUUCUUAAUGCUAAUUCUUCUUUUAAAGAAAUUUUCUCACUGAGAAGUUUUUUUUGACAGCCACUUUCUCAAAUUAUGCUCCUGACAAUCCAUGCAAUGUUUAAUCCAACUCCAAAAUUGUCGCUAUUACAAGAAUUCUUCAAUGGUUUACUUCUAAAGUUUAUAAACUAAGGGUACUUUAAUAGUCUCGUAAACAUCCCCAUUAAAAACAAAAAAGUCCUGGUCCCUAGUAAUGUGCUGUUCGGCUUCUUAUCUAAUAAAUAUGAGAAAACUCCCAAGAAAAACUAAAAACAACAAACUUAUGCGCUUCAAAUUUUAGAUAAAAAAUAAAUCUUUUUGUGGUAUUAUCGUAAAUUGUAGUCAUUCGUGAAAAAAAAGAAAUCAUAAUCAUUAAAAGUAAUCAAAUGCGAGAUGAGGAAAUUAUUUAAGUUUAGACAAAAAAAAAAAUUAUUGGAUAAAGCACUUAGUAAGUUUGAAUUUAGAUUAGGAUGGCAAAAUAAUACUAGGAUCUAUACUCAAGAGAAGAAAACAAAACUUAUUUGAUGAUAAGCCAUUUACUCAAUUCUCAUAUACUGCAAUUAUUCUGUUAUCUAUUUCAUUAUAUUAUGUUACAGCGUAAAUACAGUAAAUUAUUAAUAUAUAAUAAUAAUGUUGCAAUUGUUUAUCAUAGUACAAUUUUAUGUUUUCAUUAGCUCAUUCAUUAAUUUGAAUUAAAUUACGC